UCGUGUGCAGUGGAAUCCCCCUCUCCGGCAAUUCCCCAACAGGUCAAACCGGGAACUUCUUUGCUGGACCAAGGGAGUAGUUGACUGUGAGUGGAUAAUGAAUUGGAUGUAAUUCAAGCUAAAUGAUUGCCCAUUAGUACGCUGCAUUUAGUUAGUGGUGUAUCCAGGAAUUCAAGUAGACUUCCCCUCUUCCCCAUGGGUUCUUGCCUUCUUCCAUUGUUCCUAAACAUCUGGGGUGCCCUAUGUUUUUCAUACCAUAUUUGAUUCCCAGUAAUUUAAGCGAGCAAGAAACGAUGAAGCCUGCAGCGGUCUACAGCUUAAGAUCAAGAACAAUUUACGGAUCUAAAAGCAGGCCUAAAAGGCAACCUGUUAAGCAUCCUGGAGGUCUUGGUCCGCCGCCUCUUGAGUUGACUCCAAAGCAACUAGAAGCCAUCAAGGCGAUGAGCCGGAGGAUUGCUGAGCUUGGACUUGAAUACUACAAUACCAACAGUGCUCUCUAUGGUGGGGAUGGUGCUACCUAUGAGCUAGUGGAAACAAGGGAAUGCACCUCAUUCAUGAAUCGCACGACACUAAUUCUGAAGGCCCAUUCCAACUUUACUGCCAAGCCCGUGCACUCAAAUGGACCCAUCAUGCUCUUCUUUACUGAACUCUCAUGUGCAGAUCUAUCAAAGAAACCUUUUGUAGCGACUAACACUACUGUUCAGAGCUGCUACAUGCUUGGCCGUGAUGGUGAAGUUAAUACAGGUUCUAAUGGUUGCAUUUCCUGUGAUCGGCCAAGUCUUCAUCACCCUCUUAAUAAUGACUUUGAUGUUGGUGAUCAUCGGAUUCAUUACCUCUAAUAAGCCCAUCGUUAAUUAGUGUAUGGUGGCUGCUGCUAUUACUCAAUAGGCGCUUUUCGCCUUAACUAUGACAUUCUCAGUUAUCAUCAUGUACUCGAAUUAGCUUAAAACUGUUCAUCAUGUACUCUAUCCAUUGUGGUAAAUGCACCAAGCUUAAAGUGUUCCUGCCACUCCCUAUUUGUUAUUCUUCUUUAACUAUUGUAUUUGUACUUGUCUUUUUAUUGCAACUUGGUUAUACAUUUCCAAUGAAUGACAACUCUGAAAUGGAGAAUUGCAGAGAAA
Cuscuta epithymum is the source of this 1121-nucleotide messenger RNA. NCBI's taxonomy places the organism in Eukaryota, Viridiplantae, Streptophyta, Magnoliopsida, Solanales, Convolvulaceae. The record is from the annotation of a GenBank genome assembly.